This is a messenger RNA of Perkinsus marinus ATCC 50983, 405 nucleotides long. RefSeq lists its product as hypothetical. Gene Ontology annotation, biological process: DNA-templated transcription. Lineage: Eukaryota; Perkinsozoa; Perkinsida; Perkinsidae. Gene Ontology annotation, molecular function: DNA-directed RNA polymerase activity; DNA binding; ribonucleoside binding. The record is from RefSeq and is a predicted model, not a curated record. The transcript is spliced from 3 exons. The annotation marks the transcript as partial. Gene Ontology annotation, cellular component: RNA polymerase III complex.
AUGCUCCGCUCGAAGCUGUGCCGACUUCACGAUGCCACUACAGAGCAGAUGGAGAGGAUGCAGGAAUGCCCACACGACCCUGGUGGAUAUUUCAUCAUCAAGGGCACGGAGAAGGUGCUUCUGAUGCAGGAGCAGUUGAGCAACAAUCGAAUCAUCGUGGAGAUGGACCCGAAGAAAUUGGUCCAGGCUGUGGUCACCAGCUCCACAGCUGAUAACAAGUCACGAACGGUUGUGUGUUUCAAGUCGGAGCUGAGCGGACUGUUCGUGAAGCAUUCGGCCUUCACUGAGCUCAUACCGGCAGUCAUCAUGCUUAGGGCAAUGGGCAUGGAGUCUGAUCAAGAGAUAGUAAGUGGCAGAGGCAACCUGGGCUCUUCGAUAGGAGCGUAUGAAAAAGCCGUGAUGCGC